Oppia nitens is the source of this 3882-nucleotide messenger RNA. RefSeq names its product serine/threonine-protein kinase sel-5-like. Gene Ontology annotation, biological process: protein phosphorylation. NCBI's taxonomy places the organism in Eukaryota, Metazoa, Arthropoda, Arachnida, Sarcoptiformes, Oppiidae. Gene Ontology annotation, molecular function: protein kinase activity; ATP binding. The record is from RefSeq and is a predicted model, not a curated record. The transcript has 13 exons. Bases 51 to 3782 code for a protein of 1243 amino acids.
UAGUAAUAAUAGGUUUAUAACUUAAUUUUAUUAAUAGUGUGAUUUAAAUUAUGGCCUGGCUCCAUUUAAUAUUGUGGUCGCCAAUCAUGAAGAAACUGUUCCACCGAUUGGACAACAAUAACGGCAAUCGCGAUAGUAAUGCCAGUGCGGCCAACACGACAUCGUCGUCGUCGUCGGGCAACAGCUAUGUGGGCAAAGUGUUUACCAUCAAUAGGUAUCACUGCACUGUUGAGGACACCAUCGCUGAAGGUGGCUUUGCACUGGUAUUUCUAGUAAAGGCUCAAAACAGUGUGCGAUAUGCACUCAAACGUAUGUUUGUUAACAAUGAUUUUGAUCUUAAUGUUUGCAAACGCGAGAUACAAAUUGCUACAAACUUGGGAUCGCAUAAAAAUAUAGUGGGUUUGGUCGACUCGGCCAUCAACUACUGUGGCGAUGGUGUCCACGAAGUGCUUAUGCUUAUGAAUUACUGCAAAGGUCAUGUGUUGCAAAUGAUGAACGAUCGGAUCAACACUGGUUUUACUGAACAAGAAGUGUUAAAAAUAUUCUGCGAUAUCUGUGAAGCCGUGGCCCGACUUCAUCACAAUCAGCCGCCUAUUAUUCAUAGAGAUCUUAAGAUUGAAAAUAUACUUAUAUCUGAAAGUGGUUCCUAUCAAUUGUGUGAUUUUGGUUCGGCUACUGUUAAAGUGCUAAGAAGUAGUGACACUCAAAGUGUUUUGGACAUCGAAGAAGAGAUUAAGAAGUAUACAACACUGUCAUACCGGGCGCCCGAAAUGAUUGACUUAUACGCUGCAAAACCCAUUACAACCAAAGCCGAUAUCUGGGCGUUGGGUUGUCUUCUCUAUAAACUAUGUUUCUUUCAAUUACCAUUUGGCGAGUCAACUCUUGCCAUACAAAACGCUCAGUUAGUUAUACCGGACAGUUCCAAGUACUCAAACAAAUUGCACGCUUUGAUUAAAUUAAUGCUCGAACUGGACAUUGAUGUACGACCCGAUAUCUACUCUGUCUCUAUACUUGCCUUUCAAUUGAUGGGCAAAGAGUCGCCAGUCGUUAAUGUAAAUAACAGUACUGUUCCAAAAUGGUCGACCCUAUCGUUGCCAAUGACUGAGUCGGAGGCGCGCGACGCCAAACGUAAUGCCAAACAUAACAAUAAUGUGAUCAACAAUCGAGAAGUGCCUCUUCAUAGCAGCACUGGUGGCACAAUAACCACUUCUGCUACCAUUGAAGGCACAAGUGUUACCCCAAGACAACGACCCAAAGGUGGCACAAGUGGGCAAUUAUCGAUACCAGUAUUAGGUGCUAACCGGGCGACGACACCCAUUGAGCAUUCAACCACUAAAUUAGCUGUCAAUCAGUCAAUGCCGACUUCGCAUAGUUUUACGUCAGCCAACCAAUUAGGCUCUCAGUCGCAGUCCGUAUCAUUAUCAGCUCCGACAUCCAAUCUGGUCUCACCCAACACAAACAUUCCGCAGCAGCAAACAGCUGUAGUCACUACCGUAGCGAUGAGUAAUUUAAAUAAUCCAUUUAUUGUUGUCGGGCCAACACAAGGAGGAGUCCGACGAACUCAGACCCCUCCCGGAGCUAAAUCUCCAACAGAAGGUCAUAUUUCGUCGCCGCAUAAUCAUUGGUCUCAUCGGCGAAAUGUUAGCGACACAUCCGGCUUCUGCAGCAAAGAUUUAGUCCAAUUAGUCAACGCCGAUAGUACUACUAUUCACUCAAGUAAUUCAUUGUCGUCUAAAACUAUCGGUACAUACAGUGUCGUCACCAAAGGCUGGAAUCCUUUUGAAGAGGAAUUUAGACAACCAACUGAUCAAUCAGUCGAUGACCAAACAUUUGGACACGAAUUCGAUAAAAUAAGGAAAGGAUCACAAAGUAGCAUAUCAAACGUGAAGAGUCGGGAAGAUCUAGUCAUGUCGUCCACACCUGAGGCCGACCCGUUUGGUGCGGCGCCGUUUGAUCCGCAAAAGAUGCGCAAACAUCUGCACAAACAGGAACUCAUCAAAAAGCAACACGAGUUAAAUGAUUUACUUUUAACAACCAAUUGUUCAUUAAAUAUUGCAAACAAAGGUCUAUCAGUCCCGACAACAUAUAUGCCAUUAUAUUCCUCUGACGCCGAAGACGGCGAAGACAUUGUAGCGAUUGGCGGAGAUAGUCAAGAGAUGCGGUCACUGCCACCGGUGUCGUUGCCGAUAAGGAAUCGCAACAAUUCGGAGACAUCGACCACAACAUCACAGUCGACGAUAGCCUCGAAUGAGGGAUCGGUUGUUCGCAACAAUUUUACGAAAGCGCCCGCAGAGGACAGGUCUAAAUAUGAAAAGUUUUUUGAUGCCGACGCCGAUGAUGAUCACGAAGGAAAUGAUGGCGAAAGAGAUUCUAUUGGAUCAGCUUCUGAUCUGAGGGACUCUGAGGAGACUCCCGACGAUGGCAUUGAUGAGGAUGACGACGAAGAGGAAGACUUUGCGCAAGAAGUGACGGCAAUUGAGAUUAAAAUGAAAGAUUCUUCGCGUCAAAUAAAACCAAAGCCAGUUUUGGUAGUCGAUGGCGAUGACCUACUCAUCGGUCAUAUCGAUGGCGAUAAACCACUGCUCUGUGAUGAAGAUGAAGAGUCAUCGCCACAGGUGUCACACGUCGACAGUCAUCAAAUGCCUUCGUUGUCUUCCCUGUCAAACGAUGUGUUUGCUUCGGCGCCGUUUAGGAAACCACAUUCAAAGUCUAAGAAAAAGAAUGAUAAGAUUAGUAUCGAAUCGGAAGACAUUAAAUUAGUUGAAACAACUACUUCUGGCGAUGAAAUUGAUGAAGAAGUGGCACGCAAUAUGAGGGCACAGGUAGUCAAGGAUUCAAUAGUUGGUCCCAAAGAUUUGUUUGGUUCAAAGCCGUUCAAUGAACAACAAUUAGUCAAUUGUGACGAACAAUUACAAAGUCUUCAAAUGCAAUACUAUGCCGAACAACAAUUACAACUUCAACAACAACAACAACAACUUAUACAAUCACAACCUAACAUUCAGCCGCAACAACAAACACCCGAACAAUUUCAGCGAUUAAUUCAACAACAAUAUCAACAAAAAAUAAUUGUAAAUGAAGUGCAACUUCAGACACGACCAGAACUAUCACAACAACAAUCUCAAAGGCCAUCUCAAGAUCUGUUCGGUGCCGUUCCCUUUGCUAGUAAUCCAGUGACCAAUAAGGUGAUCGCACCGAUUCCGCCGCCAAAUACAGUAGCCCAGCGGCCAAUAGUACCGCCAAAGACAAGCAAAGUUUUGUCUGUCGUGAGUUCGACACCCAAAAAGAUUACACCAAUUAUCCAUCAAACGGCUACGGCAUCAAUACCUGGCCAGUCGUCGGAGUUAUCGUUAUCUCCGCCCGCGUCAACAUCAGUUAAAACGAAAUCUUUAGUUAAAACUAAGCCAAAGUUGAAAGUGUUGUCAAAAACGGCGAAAAAGUACGAAGUAGACGAAGACGAUGACGACAUCGAUGGACUCAUCAGUAAUGAGAACGACGACGAAAUGAUCGACACGAAGAAGAAAAAUAAAAAAGAUAAAAGAGAGAAAACGGAUAAAAAGGAGAAGAAUAAAGAAAAGGGAGAAAAAUCUAAGGAUAAGUCCGAAAAAGUGAAAGAAAAAGAUAAAUCUAAAGACAAGACAAAGAAAUCAAAAGACAAGGAUAAGUCAAGACAUCAGGCCUUUGCCAACAUGUCGUUCGAAGACGUGACCGACGAUGCGGUUGACUCCCUGAAGACAUACCAUCAACAUCAACAGCACCAGACAAUGGCCAAAGUGGGCAAAUAGUAGUAGUGAUCGACCAGUUUUUAGGGUGUCUGUCGUCUCAUUAUAAUUUAAUAUUAACACUAUAUAAAUAUAUUUAAAUUAAUUCACUCAUUAAUUAAUC